Messenger RNA from Morchella sextelata, 408 nucleotides. RefSeq lists its product as uncharacterized. The transcript is spliced from 3 exons. Bases 1 to 408 code for a protein of 135 amino acids. Lineage: Eukaryota; Fungi; Ascomycota; Pezizomycetes; Pezizales; Morchellaceae. The record is from RefSeq and is a predicted model, not a curated record.
AUGACAAGCGCCCUAGAACUGGUAAGGCAAGAUGUCGAAAUCAUGCAUCGUCCAGAAUUCGAGAACAAGGUGGUCAUCUCCGGUCAACCGCUUACGAGUCCAAACCGCGAUGGCGGUAGAUGGUGUAGAUUCGAUAAUGGACGCGUGCAAACCUUCCGUGACGCGCUCAGCGACGUAUCGACCGCCGAACUAUUCAACGCACUCGAUAUCCUGCUGGUCCAGUUUAAAGAGGACAUAGAAAGACGUGAAAGUGAGGAAGAAAGGGAAAGGAACAUAACGUUGAAGCUGAAGAGAGCUUAUAAAGCGGGAAACAAACUUCGUGCAAUCCACGAAGCAGGGGAUCUCAACCCGGAAAGAACGGUGACAGAGGAGCUGUUUGCAGUAUAUACUAAAAAGGAAGAAGCGUAG